This is a messenger RNA of Exaiptasia diaphana, 710 nucleotides long. RefSeq names its product serine/threonine-protein kinase DCLK3. The transcript has 2 exons. Gene Ontology annotation, molecular function: protein kinase activity; ATP binding. The annotation marks the transcript as partial. Gene Ontology annotation, biological process: protein phosphorylation. The record is from RefSeq and is a predicted model, not a curated record. Lineage: Eukaryota; Metazoa; Cnidaria; Anthozoa; Actiniaria; Aiptasiidae.
AAGCACAGUCAGCCCAGUCAAGUCACGUGACUCUUGCUGUUGAUGGAGAUCGAUGGAUGGGUUUCCUGUGUUCACCUAGAGCUGCUAACACUUUACAGUCUUUAAGAGUUGCCUUAGAAAACAUGGUCAACCAAACGAUGGACACAACCAGAAGUCAUGAAGUGUUUGAAUUCAAUACCAAGUUGAUAGAGUCUGUACACAAGCGCCCAAACGGUCACAAUAAACUCAAACUGGCAGACUUUGGAUUAGCAGUAGAAGUUAAACUACCCCUCUUCACWGUUUGCGGUACACCCACAUAUGUAGCGCCAGAAAUCCUGGAAGAAGAAGGCUACGGACUCAAGAUUGACAUGUGGGCUGCCGGUGUCAUCACUUACAUCAUGUUAUGUGGUUUCCCGCCUUUUCGCAGCGCCAAGCGCGAUCARGAUGAGCUUUUUGAUUUGAUUCAAGCMGGAGACUUUGAAUUUCUUUCUCCAUACUGGGAUAAGGUGUCAAAUGACGCCAAGGAUCUCAUUUCUAACCUCUUGGUGGUGGACCCGCACAGAAGAUUCACAGCUGAGAAAGCGUUGAAGCACAAAUGGGUGAAAUUAAAGAGCCCGACUACUGGUGACCUGAGUAAAGCUCUUCUAAGCGAGGACGAAGCUGCAAGGAAGCGCUUCAAAGCCGCAGCGCUGGCCGUUCGAGGCGCCAAGAAGUUCGAGAACCUGGCAGAU